AUGGGAAGUAGCAAUUGGAGAAAUCGUAAAGCAAGAAGACAAAUUAGAGAGUCGGAUUUACCAUCAGGUGUCCCACCACAAACUGGUACAACAUUUAAUAUCUGGUACAAUAAAUGGUCCCAUGGGACUGGUCCUGGCAAUGGUGUCAACAAUUCGCAUAGAUAUGUUUCACCUUUCAGGUUGGAUCCCGCUAGGGACUCCGGUGUGACGGAUUCAGAUCCUGACUGUAACACUUAUUGUCUAUAUUUUGCAAGAGGUUGCUGUGUAAUUGGAUCUAAAUGUAAAUAUUUACACCAUAUACCAGAGAUAAAUAGUGAUGAUAGGAUCGGACGGUCCAGAGUCAAAGACUGUUUUGGUAGAUUGAAAUAUUCACAUUAUAGAGACGACAUGAGUGGUGUAGGGUCCUUUCGAAAUGAUAAUUCGACUUUGUACAUCGGCGGUAUAUCAAAUGCCUUAAAUGAUAUGAGCUUAAAACCCAUACAGAUCGAAAAUAGACUGAAGUAUUUGUUCGAGCCCUUGGGAGCAAUCAACAAGAUACGAUACUUGGAAGAUAAAAAUUGUGCAUUUGUUGAAUACAAGUGGUCUAUCAAUGCCGAGUUUGCUAAAGAAGCAAUGUCUAAUCAAACUCUUUUGAUACCCAACGAUAAAGAAUGGAAUAGACGCAUGGAUGGAACUGGAUUACUUGUUAAAUGGGCACAUGAAGACCCUGAUCCAAUUGCCAAAAGACAGAGAACAUUACAGAGACAAGAAGAAUCAAUAAACCUAAUGAAAUCUAUACUAAAAGAAUAUAAUCCCCAAAACAGUAAUAUAAGUACAACCAAGGGUAAGGAAGAGAUAGAAGACAAUAGUAACAGUGGUACACACAGUAUUCAAUUAACGAAAAAAAGAAAGUUAUCCAAAGAAAACACACAUGAUGGGAAUGAAAAUGAUGCUAGCAAUAACAACGGCACUACCGCAUCACCAUUACCGUUAAUAUCUGGCUACAGUUCGUCAUCGUCGUCAUCAUCUAAUGAUGAUGAGUAA
This is a messenger RNA of Arxiozyma heterogenica, 1023 nucleotides long. It is a transcript of the gene CWC2, whose product is annotated as active spliceosome conformation promoter CWC2. Gene Ontology annotation, molecular function: pre-mRNA binding; U6 snRNA binding; metal ion binding. NCBI's taxonomy places the organism in Eukaryota, Fungi, Ascomycota, Saccharomycetes, Saccharomycetales, Saccharomycetaceae. Bases 1 to 1023 code for a protein of 340 amino acids. The transcript has a single exon. The record is from RefSeq and is a predicted model, not a curated record. Gene Ontology annotation, cellular component: Prp19 complex; U2-type catalytic step 1 spliceosome; U2-type catalytic step 2 spliceosome.